This is a messenger RNA of Botrytis sinoallii, 5489 nucleotides long. RefSeq lists its product as uncharacterized. Lineage: Eukaryota; Fungi; Ascomycota; Leotiomycetes; Helotiales; Sclerotiniaceae. The transcript is spliced from 7 exons. The coding region runs from base 2264 to 4957 and encodes 897 amino acids. Gene Ontology annotation, molecular function: DNA-binding transcription factor activity, RNA polymerase II-specific; zinc ion binding; DNA binding. Gene Ontology annotation, biological process: regulation of DNA-templated transcription; DNA-templated transcription. The record is from RefSeq and is a predicted model, not a curated record.
AGAGUUAUGAGCCUGACAAGUGUAUACUUCGGUCAUCAUUGCUAUGAGAAAUGUCUUGCUAUAUUGUAUGCGAAUCCUUAUUGCAAUGAUGUUAUUCGGUUGAACAUUCUUCCUACAAAUCUUAAACGAGAAUGAGUAGACUAUGCCACAACAAACUUUGAUCUGAUACUUCGUCGACUGAGCGGCAUUCAGAAACUAGUGAAGAUUGCGCAAUUUUGUCGGUGUCCAAGAGGGCGUUGAAAAUAAAACGUACUGCGGAUUCUUUCCGUGUCAGCAGUAGACAAGGAAUUUAAGUAGACAUGGAGUUUACUUCCGCCGGCUUCCGGAUUACUUCCAAGUCACAGAACUUUGGGAGCUCCAUGUCCAGUCGCAACGAUAUCGACACCAAUGUCUAGAAUUACCAUCAACAAUGAAACAUUCGACGUCCUUAACUCCUAGCUUUCGGAGAACAAGCAAUGUGACAAUGCGAUACUACACUAACAACGCAUCGCUUUGGGUGAGGAACACCCCAUCUUUCAAUGUCCAAGAUUUGCUUCGACAAGGAAAUAUGUGGUUGCCAAGAAUCUCACUCAGAACUAAUUCUUCCUUUGGAAUCUCGAAUGUCGACAGGGGUUCAUACUAGUUGAGAAAGAGGACAGGAUUGUAUGAUGAGUCGACGAUGAUGACAUAGAUCUCGGAAUUCCGUCCACUGCCAGUCGAGAGUGCUUGUCCGGAUAUACAUACUUAUCACCAUAAAGUCCAUCUGGUUCGAUGUAGUCGCGAAGGAUCAGGAUCCCGAAUUCGUCAUGACGGGUUUGGCUUAAGGUUAACGGUCAACUGUCUGGGCUAGCCCAAAACGAUAUAUCCAUACCUAUGUUGAUUGCGUAUAAGACAUGGCAGUGAGAGGGAUUAUGAGAUCCUAUACGGUGAGAAUGCGGCACAGCGGUUCUUUAUAAACAUAGAUGCCAAUCACGCCUCAACUGAGAUCCAUGGGGCUCAGCUAGUGGAAAUCUCGAGCGUAUGGGAUAAUAUGACGAUAUCGUCAGCUCUGCUCUAGCACCUAGGCAUCUCUUGGUUUGGAGAGUCUCGAAGCUUACAUAGCCACAAAUGAAGCUUUAAGGCUUUUGCGGACUGUUAUUCAUGGUGCAUCUACCUGCAGUCGCCGAUCUUUGAAGAAAAUAAGACUCGUAAAUGCAGGGCCAAAAUGCUCACUGCACGCGUUGAAGCGUGCAAGGGCAUUGUGUGUCUGCAAGGCUGGGGCACAAGGAACCAAGGGACCAAGGCCGUCAGCACAAGUGAGAAUGAUUCCUCCAUCAGUGCUGACAAGCAGUAGCGACAGUAAUAAUUUGAUAGAUAGAUAGCGCGGCCCUACAGGGCAUAAGGAAAAGGAAGGAUCUUGACGAGCUUGAGAGAAUGAUGCCCGCAAUAGAGAAAACCCCCUCAGCGGCAAGCGGACACUACGUACAUUAAAUAGCAUCGAUUUUAUCAAUUCGGAGACACAUACUUUAUUAUCGCCGAAAUUAAUAAGAGUUACAUUGAGGAAGCAACAUGACAUUGAAUUGAAAGAUUUAAUAGAAAUGUUGGAUAUAUGUUGGGUUGGAGUGAGCAAAAGAAAGUAAUCUACAUGCGUUUAGACAUUUUGUCUGUUGACCUUAUUGAUAAUCUGUCUUGACCAAUCAGAUCUAUGCAUUAGAAAUUUCCUCGAAUCCAAUUGAUAUCUCCACUCUUUACAUCCCCCCUCCCCCAAUCACAAGUCAACCACUCUUAUCAAUCUAGAAGAUUGAUGGCAGCAGCAUUCCAUUUCUUUGCUUUACUUGGGCAUUGCGCUUCAUGAGAGAACAUACCUAUCUGCCCAUAUGAGAAUCAUCUCCAUAUCUAGGAAGAAUCAUUACUUCAAUCUCCAGGAAACCAACUCGAAGGAGGAUUCUUCUUCUACUUGUACAUUCUUGAACACGGCCAAAAGUUCCAUGGAACGAUUAGUUGCGAUAAGGACCCGAGUAUAUUUGUGCCUAUCGCUUUAACGUAGGAAGGACGGAGAUAGGAAACAGCUCUGCUUACAGCUUCAAAAGGGUUAAUGGUCUAGGGUAACAUUCCCUCAGAAUUGGCAGCUAGAAAGGAUAGGUCCGCGCGUGUGUACUCCGUAAAUACUUAUCGGAUCGGAUAAGCCUUGUCUACCGGCUACCAGGGACCCGCAGCGCACCACAUCGCAUCAAUACCCAUCAACGGAUUGAUACGGAUAACGUCGAGGGGAUAAGCUGAGGAUCGUGCCCCUCUCUCGCGCUGGAUGGCUGACGUACGGGAUGCGGGUCAUGUUGAUGGAGGAUCGUCGUCCUCGUUGAAUAAUGUCAAGAUCAAACCGGAGAGUAAUGUGACGACUGAUCGGGAAAGCUCGACGUCGAAUAAAAGAUCGAGGAGUAGCAGAGAUGCCGCUGCGAUUAAGAGAAGGUGUGUUUCAACAGCUUGUGUCGCAUGUAGAAAGCGCAAAUCUAAAUGCGAUGGAAACACACCAAGUUGCGCAGCUUGCUCAAGUGUAUAUGGGACUGAAUGUGUAUACGAUCCCUUAUCAGACCAUAGAAGAAAAGGCGUAUAUAAAGAAAAGAUCGAUAGUCUGAAGACUCGAAAUUCUACUCUACAAACAUUGAUACAAGCGAUAUUGAAUGCCGCCGAAGAAGAUGUGCCAAAUCUGGUCCGCCAAAUUCGGACGUGUGAAAGUCUCGAUGAUGUAGCAGAAAACAUUCUGAAACAAGACCAAGCCUUCGGAGACGAUGAUGAUGAUAUGGACGAUAACAUGGCAUGGACAUCAUCUAGUUUGCCGACCUUCGAGACUCAAUUAUCGGGAAAGAUGGGUGAAUUGAGGUUAGAAAAUGGUUCGGUAAGGUUCUUGGGAGGCACCUCGAAUUUAAUUUAUCUCGAUGCAGCGAGUGUUGAACAUGGGGACGCUUUGGAAACGACUCAACAAGAGGAACCUCUCCUGUCAUGGACUACAGUCACAAGUGAUACAGAGGUCAUCGUUCAUUUGAUUAAUAUGUAUUUUACAUGGCACUAUCCAUAUUUUACGACAUUGAGUAAAACGCUGUUUUACAAGGACUUCCUUCUGGUCAAUGCUAUGCUGGCUCUGGGGUGUCAUUUUACAAACUCUCCCCAAGCCUGUGCAGAUCCAGGUGAUACCGCUACUAAAGGUGAUCAUUAUUUCGCGGAAGCGAAAAGACUAUUUAUUGAGAAUGAAGAGUUCGAAAAACCGAGAUUGACUACCAUACAAGCUCUCUGCUUGAUGUCAGUUCGUGAGGCAGGUGCAGGCCGAGAAGGAAAAGGUUGGGUCUACUCUGGAAUGGCAUUCCGAAUGGCUCAAGAUAUGGGUCUUAACCUGGAUUCCGGAAUCAAUAAAAACAGUCCAAAGGAAUUUCCCGUUGAUGAAGACGAAAUCGAUGUUAGAAGAGUCACAUUUUGGGGCUGCUUUCUCUUUGACAAAUGUUUUUCGAAUUAUCUAGGAAGACUUCCUCUGUUAUCGGUGACUGACAUCACCGUCCCAAAAUAUGACGUUAAAAAAUUCGAUGACGAUGAAAUCUGGUCACCUUACACAGAUAAUGGAAUUGGUCAAUUAAACUCCCAACCAUCAAGGACAAGAGCUGUAGCUUUACAGAUUUCGAGUCUGUGUGAGAUUAGUAGUGAUCUUCUCACAUUUUUUUACCAUCCACAAAAUGUUGAAAGGGGUGUUGGAAGAUCACAGGAGUUAAAAAAGCUUAGCGAACUACAAACAAGACUCGAAACUUGGAAAAGAGAUUUACCCAAGGAAUUUGAACCAAAGGAAGGACAAUUACCUAACGUCCUUCUUAUGCACAUGUUUUUCCAUCUUUUAUACAUCCAUCUAUUUCGGCCGUUCCUCAAAUACAAUCCAAGUACAUCGCCUUUACCGACACAUGUAUCUCCCCGAAAACUUUGCACACAAGCUGCUGGCUCGAUAUCCAAGUUAAUGCGUCUUUACAAGCGUAUAUAUGGACUUCGACAAAUUUGCAACAUAGCAGUUUAUAUUGUUCACUCUGCUUGUACAAUUCACCUCCUGAAUCUUCCAGAAAAGACAGCGAAGAGAGACAUAAUUCACGGAGUCAAACAUCUCGAGGAAAUUGCUGAUGAUUGGCUCUGUGCACGCCGUACUCUUUCAAUCCUCUCUGUUCUGGCUCGAAAAUGGAAUAUCGAUCUUCCCACAGAAGCGUCUGCUGUAUUCUCUCGUACUGAUAGCAAGUUUGGGUAUUUCUCGACAGCCGAUGUUCCAUCGCCGAAAGCAGAGAUAAUAGCGACUACACCAUCAUCAUCAUCGUCACCUACUCAUUUCCAGACUCCUGUGCAUUCUCAACCGCUCCUUGCAAGAAGUCAAACCCAGUUACAACAGAGUUUGUAUAGCUAUCCUCUCGAUUCAGAAGUUCCACUUGCGCAGAGUUUGAUAAGCGAUUUAUCAGCGCAGUCUUCGCUGCCCAGACUCCAAAAUGUUGUCUCGCCACCAUCCGAUCAUACAGAUUCCAUCUCAUAUUCUACGACAACAAAUCCCCUUCAUAUGUCACCUGUCUCUGCAUAUCCCCUCUCUCGUACAAUCUAUACCAACCCGACUCAACCUUUCGCUCAUAGUAUCACGAAUGCUACUUCUACGGCUAAUAAUAGCCCAUUGACUAGUGGGAAUAGAAGUGCAAAUAGAAACGUUAGCCCUAGUACACUGUUCGGUGGAGUGGAGCAGUUAUUUCAAAGCCAGGAUUGGUGGUUGCGGGACCAAGCGAGCUUAGUAGUUGGGUUUGAGAAUUGGAUGGGUGGAGGUGUUGGUAUCGGUACAGGGCAUAGUCAUAGCUUGAGUGGUGAUCUAGGUACCGGGACUGGCAACCAGUUUUAUGAUAAUGGCAACCCCAAUUCUAGGAACGGCGGUGGUAAUACAGGUGCAGGGGGUGGCGGGGGCGCUAAUAGAGGGUUUAGGGAUGACGACUGGUUCUCAUAAUUGCUAUGGGUGUUUUGAUAUAAUACGAUAUGAUGUAAUACGAUGAUACUAGGAUGGAGUUGAGAAGGGAUUCUGUCGGGCUUUGACAGGGUGGUUAGGGUUAUGAUGAUCAAUGAUCAUGGUCGGGGCGGAAACAGGAGCCUGGCAUGAAUUCAGCUUAGGAGUUUUGUGGGAUACCUGUGUUCUUGUCACAGUGGAAUAUUUUGAUUUUAAUAAGAUGAGGAUUGUAUGUACCAAUGAUUCAUUAUAUAUAGAUAUGUAUUUGGGAUGAUAUGGUAUGGUAUGGAAAAAGAUGGAGCAUAUUAGUACGGAUAAGGUAAAUAAUUUGGAGUAGAAAAAACAUUCGUCUUCGAUAGUUGGUUCGUUUUUUGAGACUAAAAUGGGUUUGGAAGGAAUGGAUGGUAAGUUUUGGGGAUGGUAAAGAGUGAAGGUUGGCUGGAAGAUGAAUCGACCCCCUUUUCUCCUAUUCAAGGAUAUGUUGAUAUUGAAAAAUGAUUGUUUCGAGUGAAUGGAACAUAGAUUGCGCUCUUAC